Messenger RNA from Synchiropus splendidus (mandarinfish), 1810 nucleotides. It is a transcript of the gene zcchc10, whose product is annotated as zinc finger, CCHC domain containing 10. Gene Ontology annotation, molecular function: nucleic acid binding; zinc ion binding. The transcript is spliced from 4 exons. Bases 46 to 522 code for a protein of 158 amino acids. The record is from RefSeq and is a predicted model, not a curated record. Lineage: Eukaryota; Metazoa; Chordata; Actinopteri; Syngnathiformes; Callionymidae.
CGGAAGUGAUGUUAUUUUUUUGGAACUGAAAAAGUAAAAUUCAACAUGGCGACUCCGAUGCACAGAUUAAUAGCCAGGAGACAAGCAGAAGCGAACAAACAGCAUGUGCGCUGCCAGAAGUGCUUGGAAAUGGGACACUGGACCUAUGAAUGCACAGGGAAGAGAAAAUAUGUGCACAGACCAUCAAGGACAGUUGAGCUGAAGAAGAAAAUCAAGGAAAUUGAAAACAAACCACUCAGCAUCACUGGACCCGGAACAGACUCCUCCAGUGAAAAGAAAGCAAAGAAAAAAGCCAAAGACUCGAGUGACAGCAACGAUGAUUCGGGCGACUCCUCCAGCUCGUCGUCAGAUGACAGCGACAGCAGCAGCGACACGGAUGACAGCUCAUCCUCCUCUUCCUCCUCAUCCUCCUCCUCCUCAACCUCUUCCUCCGCGUCCUCCUCCUCCUCCGAUGGCUCAGACUCCGGGAGCAGCAGUGAUUCAGAUCGAGGUCCAGCAAAAAAGAGAAAAAAAAAGUUAUGAAGUGAAGAUUCUCCGUGGUCUGCUGUGGAUGUCUUUCAUCAGCAUCAUGGUUUUGAUGAUUUCCAUUUUCCUCCUCUUGGCUACGAAUGAGUUGUUCCGAGAUUGAAUUGUUGCUUUUGUCUACUCAUUGUACAGUCAAAACCCUCCUGUACUUCAGGCUCCCCUAUAGUCACCCGGUGGUGCUCAUAGCUGUUUUAUAUUGGAAGUACACUGACAUCAGUUAGAUUAAAUUAGAACCUGUUCUGGCCUUGUCAAUGCAUUUUCAUUUUCAUUUCAUUUGGAUUUUAACACUCACUUUUAUGUUCUUUGCAUUUGAGGAAUGGGAAAAAAAACUUUCAAGUUGAUGUGUGUAAUUUUCAUUUUUACGUCCAAUCAUUUUUUCUAUUAGUUUGGUCAUUCCUAAAUAAAUUAAAAAAAAAAACAUUUAAGUCAGUUCUACUCUUUAAUUUUGUUCCACGCAAUUAUAGUUGAUAAAGAUAGCUGUAUGAUAUGUGAUUCAGCUCGCUCAAGCUGAAAAAAUAAAACUCAUCAGGCACCUCCACUAGUUCCACCCUGGCUGCAGUCUACAUCGCAUCCCCUCAUCGCCGGAUGAUUGACUCACUUUGAUGGAAAGUAAUGGCCUUCGAUCUGCUCACAAGACUGUAAAUACAGGAGUGUACAUAGGAAGGAUUUUUAUUGCCGUCCAAUGCUGUAUUACACAAGGCUUUGCAAGAUGGAGGUGGAACACAGAGUACAGUAUUCAGAGGUUUAUACCCAAAAAACGCAUAACACAUUCAAGUUUAUUGUAUGAAUCAUCAUUUCAUAUUCAUAAUAGGUGUAACAGAAGGAGGCAGUAAAAAUCAUUUUAGGCCCACACUGGAAAAAAUAGCAUCAUAAAUAGGUGUUUUUUGGCAGGGAAGUGUGCAGAACAAACUUUUUUCUCAAUGUUCUCUCUUGAAUGGUUCAGGUCAUCUCAGGGCUUCUGCCGCUGAUCAACAACAGACUUCUGGUUCUGCCUCCGGACGUGUGCGUUUCAAUGUGGAGCACCACACCCGAGUUCACAGCACCGUCCUGCGUGCAUCAACAUACCGGUAAUCCUCCUCAAGAGGACACGGUACACCCAGCAACACCGAGUUAAGCGGUACCACCUUGGUGCCACCUCUAGGGGCGCUGUUAUUACAGGAAUGUAAAGCCGUGAGGGUUGAGCUGAGGGCAUCUGGCCUUGGCUGUCGAUAAAAGACCUUUCACCACGAGUUAUCCUACUCCUUUUUCCACUGUGCUUUCAUGUUUCCCAGGAGAUUUUACUGCC